Molecule: messenger RNA, 336 nt
Organism: Vespa velutina
Lineage: Eukaryota; Metazoa; Arthropoda; Insecta; Hymenoptera; Vespidae
Product: bolA-like protein 3
Exons: 3
Coding region: 1-336 (111 amino acids)
Source: RefSeq, a predicted model, not a curated record
AUGAGGAAGACGACUAAAACGAAAGUGUUUCAGUUACUGUCACGAGUGUGGAAUGGACCAAAUGGUGCGCUUGCAGGGAAGCAGGCAGAACAAAAAAUGAUUUCUUUGUUACGGAACAAGUUUCCUAAAGCUCGUCUUAUAGAAGUAACAGACGUUUCUGGUGGCUGCGGUGCUAUGUUUGAAAUAAAUGUUAUUGCGCCGGAAUUCAAGGGUUUAAACACAGUUAAACAGCAUCGAAUUAUAAACGAGGUAGGAAUGGAGAUUACGACGGUACUUAAAGAAGAAAUCAAAGAUAUGCAUGGUAUACGAAUAUACACGAGUAUACCGGAUACAUAA